CGCACCCUUGAUGCUCAAUACACGCACGCAAGUGGUGGCGACACAGAGUGACCUGGACACACAGCUGGCCAAUGCCAAUCGCUUUGGCACAGACGAUGAGCGGCGGACGGCGUACAGAGAGUUUGUGCGGUAUCACACAGACCACAACGACCUCAAACGCGUACGCUGUGGGCUCAGCACACUCACAGCACCCCUCUACAG
Molecule: messenger RNA, 201 nt
Organism: Sphaeroforma arctica JP610
Lineage: Eukaryota; Ichthyosporea; Ichthyophonida
Exons: 1
Source: RefSeq, a predicted model, not a curated record